Molecule: messenger RNA, 1556 nt
Organism: Contarinia nasturtii (swede midge)
Lineage: Eukaryota; Metazoa; Arthropoda; Insecta; Diptera; Cecidomyiidae
Product: transmembrane protease serine 11G-like
Exons: 8
Coding region: 621-1382 (253 amino acids)
Biological process (GO): proteolysis
Molecular function (GO): serine-type endopeptidase activity
Source: RefSeq, a predicted model, not a curated record
ACAGCGAUAUUGAUCUUUUUGGGAAAAUGAGAGUGUGGCAAACACAUAUCGAAUAUCGGCGACAUGAAAAUACGAGUAUAGUGAUUUUACUGUCAACACUAUCUAUAGAACACCAAUGACCUUAGCAGACUAACAUUACAGCAUCUGCCACUUUUUUCCUUAUGAGAGGAUUUUUUUUAGUAAAUUUAAAGGGAAUAUUCAUCUUUAAAUACACAUGAGAAUGAAUUAAAAGACACGUGUAUGAGCAAUUGUAGUCUUAGAAUUUUCGAGAAGCACAUUUAUCUUGUUCUAAUUUUAAAAUACAUUUCUUAUGGACUCAAAUGGCAGCCAAUUUGUAAGCGCCCAUAAAAUUUCGUCGCUCGUCAUUUAACAACUGUUGCUUGAUCAUUUAUUCAUAUAUUUUAUCGAAAUAAUUUGCUAUUGCUAUGAAUUAAAAAAGACGAUGAACAGUAAAAUGGUAGAAAUUGUAGACCCCCGCCAAAUGGUCAAUCAAAAAUGUUGGUAUAAAAAGCGGCAUCGACUGAAAUAAAAUCAGUUGGAAUUGUGAUUUGAACGUUAUCAAGCACAGUUAUUUCUGUUAUUGUAUCUGAGAAAGUGUUAGGUGAAAAAAAUUAACUAACAUGAAAUUACAUAUGAAAUUGUUGGUGUUCUUUUGUGUUCUGUAUUUGUUAUGUGGACGUGUAAUUUCAAAAGACAAACACACAAGGCCCAGUACGAGUACACACAAACCCGAACCGCAUCAAUGUUCGGUACAGAAGAAUAAGCAGCACAUAUGUAGUUGCGCAAUCAUCCACCAAGAGUGGAUUCUAACGGCAAAUCAUUGUUUUAUGGACUAUUUGAAUUUUGAAAAUGGAAAAUCUAUUAAUAACAUAAUUCAAGAUCACGACAUAUUAUUAGUUGGUACUGGAAAACGUUACAGCCUUGAGGCCUAUAUACAGUAUGAUCAGAAUUUUAUGGGUUAUCGAUACCAGGUGGACAUCGGAUUAAUUAAAGUGAAUGGGGCGAUGUCGCUUGUACCGUACAACAUCCUGAAUAUAUGCAACUAUCCUUUUGUUCAACCAGAUAUGCAACUUGUAGCCAAGGGAUAUCAAUGGAAUUCCGGUCUUAAGCCGAGAGAACUCUCUUUAAAAGUUCUUAAAAAUGUAUCAACAUUUGACAGUAAUUUCCAUUUCUGUACCAAAAAUUUUGAAGGGCAAGGAAUGUCUGGCGGUCCGAUUGUGGAUGGAAAUGGUCGAUUGGUUGGGAUAUUGAGGGGGUCAGGAACAGGAAUAAACAAUAAAAAGGUGAAAUUGUUUACUCGGAUUUCACAUAUUCAUACAUGGAUCAAAUCAAAGAUCAAUUACUACCGGUGUGAAAGACAGAUAUGUUGCAUCUUCUCGUAGCAUAAGAAGAACGUUCUAAUCCAAACAGUCGGAGAAUCAACAACAACUGGGUGAAAAAUCAAUGAGGUUAACUCAUUGUGAAUGUAUCAAAAAAUUAUGAAUUUUCAGGUGUAAAAUUUUAGUCGAAUCGAUUGGAAAUAAAUAAAUAAAAUAUAUUUCAGAGAAGCGAAUCAA